CCCUCAAAGCUGAUCAACUCUCACUCCAUCACUGUUAAGCCCCAUUACGCCAUUACCUUUCAGUUUCUUCUUCUACUCUUUCUCACUCUCUCGUUCUCCUCUGCUCUCAGAUGGCUCUCGAGGUUGCUGUCAAGGCCGCCUUCGGCGCCCCUCAUCUUCUCGGCGACUGCCCUUUCAGCCAAAGGGUUCUUCUGACCUUGGAGGAGAAGAAAGUGCCCUACAAAUUGCACUUAAUCAAUCUCAGCGACAAACCCCACUGGUUUACGGAAGUGAAUCCGGAGGGGAAGGUGCCUGUGGUGAAGUUUGAUGACAAAUGGGUGGCUGAUUCUGAUGUCAUUGUUGGGAUCAUUGAGGAAAAAUACCCUGAGCCUUCUCUCAAAACUCCUGCUGAAUUUGCUUCUGUGGGAUCAAAGAUAUUCGGAUCUUUUGUGACAUUUUUGAAGAGCAAGGAUCCCAAUGACGGAUCAGAACAGGCUUUGCUUGCUGAACUGAAGGCAUUCGAUGAGCAUCUUAAGGCACAUGGUCCUUACAUUGCUGGGGAGAAGGUCACUGCUGCGGAUCUGAGCUUGGCACCAAAACUGUACCAUCUCAAGGUGGCUCUCGGUCAUUUCAAGAAGUGGACUGUUCCAGCAGACUUGACCCAUUACCAUAAGUACACUGAGCUGCUUUUUUCAAGGGAAUCUUUCGCGAAGACCGCUCCUGCUGAAGAGAAGUAUGUGAUUGCAGGAUGGGAGCCGAAGGUGAAUCCAUGAAAUGGUCCUAGAUUAUGAGCUCAUCUGUUGAAGUUUAGUUGUGUAGGGUUAAGACUUAUGCAUGUCAGACUUGGAACCUAAACUUGACUCGAUCGGGUUAUUCCCGUGUCUAAUAAAUGUGUUUAUUUAAGUCGUCUA
Messenger RNA from Pyrus x bretschneideri (Chinese white pear), 890 nucleotides. RefSeq names its product glutathione S-transferase DHAR2-like. Lineage: Eukaryota; Viridiplantae; Streptophyta; Magnoliopsida; Rosales; Rosaceae. The transcript has 6 exons. Gene Ontology annotation, molecular function: glutathione dehydrogenase (ascorbate) activity. Gene Ontology annotation, biological process: protein glutathionylation; cellular oxidant detoxification; ascorbate glutathione cycle. The coding region runs from base 111 to 752 and encodes 213 amino acids. The record is from RefSeq and is a predicted model, not a curated record.